AGGCGCUUUUCUUGUGCCACAGAAAUGGUCGUAGAUGCGUGUUUUUGAGGCACCAAGAAGAAGAAAUUGUAAAAGGGUCAAUGACGCUGAGAGAGAGAGAGAGAGGGCGAGGGAGGCGACCGCAAACACAUAAAAAAUCAUAUUAAGAGAGAUUGAAAUUCCGGACUCACGGUGCUGGACGGCUGGCGCGCGGAGUGGCGGUUGGAGUCGUGUCCGUGGAGAGUGACGGCGGCUGGACUCUGGAGAAAUGAGAAAUGUGAUAGUGAAAAAAUUAGGUUAGCCGAUUGUUUGUGCCGCAAAAUAUGAAGUCUUUAAACACGUGUCAAAGAUAUUUAACCCAAAAAAGAAAGAAAAGGGGCACAUUCUCAUUCUCGUUCUAGAGCAAGCGGGAGCAGCAACCAUGGAGGACUUGCAGAGUGCACUUAACGAACAGGGUCUAACUGUUUCCACCGUCCCAGAGAAAGGCCGGUGCCUCUUAACCACCAGAGAUUUCUAUCCAGGAGAAGUAAUUAUAAGCCAAGAGCCUUAUGUCUGUGUACCAAACAAGUCAUCGGUUGACUCGAGAUGUGAUGGAUGCUUCGCAUCAAGUAACCUCAAGAAGUGCUCAGCUUGUCAUGUUGUAUGGUACUGUGGUAGCACAUGCCAGAAGUUGGACUGGAAGUUGCAUCGUCUUGAAUGCCAAGCUCUGUCAAGGCUCGACAAGGAUAGGAGAAAAUCUGUUACACCUUCCAUACGUCUGAUGGUGAAACUCUACCUACGGAGAAAUCUGCAAAGUGAGAAGGUCAUUCCUACUACUGCUACAGACAAUUAUAACUUGGUGGAGGCCCUGGUGUCUCACAUGUCUGACAUUGAUGAGAAGCAAUUGGUGCUGUAUGCACAGAUGGCUAACAUUGUCAACUUGAUACUUCAGUUGCCUGAGAUCAACACAAAAGAGAUUGCUGAAAAUUUUUCCAAGUUUGCAUGCAAUGCACACACCAUUUGCGACAGUGAACUAAGACCCUUGGGGACAGGACUGUAUCCUGUUAUUUCCGUCAUUAACCAUAGCUGCUUGCCCAAUUCUGUUUUGGUGUUUGAGGGAAGGUUGGCUGUCAUACGUGCUGUGCAACAUAUACCACAAGGAGAUGAGGUGUUGAUUAGUUACAUCGAAACUGCUGGAAGCACUAUGACUCGGCAAAAGGCUCUAAAAGAACAGUACCUUUUCACUUGCACAUGUCCCCGCUGCAUAAAAGUGGGUCAGUCUGAUGAUAUCCAAGAAAGUGCAAUUGUAGAAGGUUAUCGGUGCAAGGAUGAUCGAUGCAAUGGUUUCCUGCUCCGCAGUUCUGAUGACAAAGGAUUUAUAUGCCAACAAUGUGGACUUGUUAGGGACAAGGGAGAGAUAAGAAAGAUUGCAAGUGAAGUAAAAUUGAUGUCUGACGAGGUUCUUAUGUCUUCGUCGUCUGGCAAUUACCUGGAAACUGUUUCUAUGUAUCGGAAGAUUGAGAAAUUCCAGAGGAAAUUGUGCCAUCCUUUCUCAAUCAGUUUGAUGCAAACUCUAGAAAAGCUUUUAAAGAUUUUGAUGGAGAUGCAAGAUUGGAGGGAAGCUCUAGCAUAUUGCAGAUUGACCAUUCCGGUGUAUCAAAGCUUAUAUUCAGGAUUCCAUCCUUUGCUUGGACUGCAAUAUUAUACCUGUGGGAAGCUUGAAUGGUUACUGGGAGACACGGAGGGUGCUAUACAAUCACUGACCAAGGCAGUGGAUAUCCUACGAGUUACGCAUGGGACAAAUACGCCUUUCAUGAAGGACCUCUUGCUGAAGUUAGAGGAAGCACGUGCCGAAGCUUCUUACAAAGUCUCAUAUAAAGAUGAGUUACAAGAUCUUCCUUAAAUUGUCGUUACCUGGCGGAUUCUGCUCUGUUGAGCCAUUCCUAUGAAAUACAUGAGCUUGGAGCAGAGAAUGAUUCAGUUGACAUCUCUAUUCAAUUACCACAACCAUUUUCAUAUUGGAUUCACCUUGAUCUCUUGGUACAGGUCAUCUCCUAAAAAUCUUCUACCACCUGCACUGAUGCAUACACUCACAACUUCCCCCAAUUCCUAUUAGCUUUAGUGUUCUCUUUUUAGUCGUUUCCAGUUUCAUUAGUAUUCAAAUUUGGGCAAUGGUCAACUGUGGUAAAUUGUUAAAUAUCGUGGCCUUUUUUUGACUUGUAAUGUAACUUCUUUCAUUUCCAGGAAAUUCCAAGGCACAUAUUCAUCUAAAACAAAGUCAUUACAUAUUUGUAAUCUGGCUUGAUUCAUUUUGACGACACAUAUGACUACUAGGAUUUCAAGAAAUUUCUUGUUUUAAUAUUUUGACA
This is a messenger RNA of Alnus glutinosa, 2327 nucleotides long. Its product is annotated as histone-lysine N-methyltransferase ASHR1. Gene Ontology annotation, cellular component: nucleus. The transcript has 14 exons. NCBI's taxonomy places the organism in Eukaryota, Viridiplantae, Streptophyta, Magnoliopsida, Fagales, Betulaceae. The coding region runs from base 401 to 1861 and encodes 486 amino acids. The record is from RefSeq and is a predicted model, not a curated record. Gene Ontology annotation, molecular function: protein binding.